This is a messenger RNA of Erinaceus europaeus (western European hedgehog), 2477 nucleotides long. RefSeq names its product zinc finger protein 709-like. The record is from RefSeq and is a predicted model, not a curated record. NCBI's taxonomy places the organism in Eukaryota, Metazoa, Chordata, Mammalia, Eulipotyphla, Erinaceidae. The coding region runs from base 211 to 1986 and encodes 591 amino acids. Gene Ontology annotation, molecular function: RNA polymerase II cis-regulatory region sequence-specific DNA binding; DNA-binding transcription factor activity. The transcript has 5 exons. Gene Ontology annotation, biological process: regulation of transcription by RNA polymerase II.
UCAAGCGGCGCCAGCGGGGUCCUGCACACGCGCGGCUGGGCGGCCGGUUCCAGUUGCUGUAGCUGCCAGUCCGGCUUGCGGGCGUCAGCUAGGGGCCAUACUGUCCAGUGAAGAGGCUGUGCUGCUAGAUUUAAAACAAGAGUCUCAAGCUAUUGCUGUCAUUUAUCUUCCAUUUUUUGGCCUGAAAGACAUUCAGGGAAAGUGGAAGAGAUGGCAGUUUCUUGGGACUCAGUGACCUAUGAAGAUGUAACUGUGAUAUUCACUCAAGAGGAGUGGGCACUAUUGAAUCCUUCAGAGAAGAAACUCUACAGAGAUGUGAUGUGUGAAAACUUGAGGAACUUUCUUUCAAUAGAAAAGAUACAAGAACACUCCACCAAAGGACUGCAUAACUUGCAUGGGAGUAAACAAAGUAUUACAACAGUAAAAAUCUCUAAGGGCAAAGAUAGUCAGAAUGGUACAAUAUCUCAAGAAUGUGAAAUAUACAACAAAUUGUUCACUUAUUCUAUUCAUCUUCGAAACCAUGAAAGAAUUCAGAGUGCAGAGGAACCUUAUGAAUAUAAACAAUGUAUUAAAACAUUCCGGCUAUCCAGUUAUCUUUGGGAACAUGAAAAAACUCACAGUGGAGAGAAACCCUAUGAAUGUAAACAAUGUGGUAAAACAUUCAGUGAAGCUGGCCAUCUUCAUAUACAUGAACGAACUCACAGUGGAGAGAAACACUAUGAAUGUAAACUAUGUAGUAAAAUAUUAAGUUGUUCCAGUAGUCUUCAGACACAUCAAAGAAUUCACAGUGGAGAGAAACCCUAUGAAUGUAAACAGUGUAGUAAAACAUUCAGGCAAUCCAGUAAUCUUCGGACACAUGAAAGAAUUCACAGUGGAGAGAAACCCUAUGAAUGUAAACAAUGUGGUAAAACAUUCAGUCAAGCUGGUUAUCUUCAUAUACAUGAGCGAACUCACAGUGGAGAGAAACCCUAUGAAUGUAAACUAUGUAGUAAAACAUUUAGUUGUUCCAGUAAUCUUCGGACACAUGAAAGAAUUCACAGUGGAGAGAAACCCUAUGAAUGUAAACAAUGUAGUAAAACAUUCAGUUCUUCCAGUCAUCUUCGAACACAUGAAAGAAUUCACAGUGGAGAGAAACCCUAUGAAUGUAAACAAUGUAGUAAAACAUUCAGUUGUUCCAGUACUCUUCGAAACCAUAAAAGAACUCACAGUGGAGAGAAACCCUAUGAAUGUAAAUUAUGUAGUAAAACAUUCAGUUUUUCCAGUGAUCUUCGGACACAUGAAAGAAUUCACAGUGGAGAGAAACCCUAUGAAUGUAAACAAUGUAGUAAAACAUUCAGUCGUUCCAGUAGUCUUCGGACACAUGAAAGAAUUCACAGUGGAGACAAACAGUAUGAAUGUAAACUAUGCAGUAAAACAUUCAGUUGUUCCAGUAGUCUUCAGACACAUGAAAGAAUUCACAGCGGUGAGAAACCCUAUGAAUGUAAACUAUGUAGUAAAGCAUUCAGUUAUUCCAGUAGUCUUCAGACACAUGAAAGAAUUCACAGUGGAGAGAAACCCUAUGAAUGUAAACUAUGUAGUAAAACAUUCAAUUCUUCCAGUAGUCUUCGAAAACAUGAAAGAAUUCACAGUGGAGAGAAACACUAUGAAUGUAAACUAUGUAGUAAAACAUUCAGUUCUUCCAGCCAUCUUCGAACACAUGAAAAAAUUCACAGUGGAGAGAAACAUUAUGAAUGUAAAAUAUGUAGUAAAACAUUCAGUUAUUCCAGUAGUCUUCGGGCACAUGAAAGAAUUCACAGUGGAGAGAAACCCUAUGAAUGUAAACAGUGUAAUAAAACAUUCAGUUCUUCCAGUAGUCUUCGAAAACAUGAAAGAAUUCACAGUGGAGAGAAAUAUUAUGAAUGUAAACAAUGUAGUAAAGCAUUCAUGGUUUAUAGAUCUCUUCAGUUACAUGAAAGAACCCACAGUGGACAGAAAGAAACCUCAUGAAUGUAAACAAUGUAGUCAAGCAUUCAUUUAAGCCAGUGUUCUUUGGAGACUUGAAAGAUCUCACAGUGGAGAGAAACCCAACAAAAGUAAACAGCAAACCACUGACUGAUUGAUUCAAAACAUUGAUUGAUUGAUUCAUGGAGAGAAAUUUGAUGAAUAUAAGCAGUGUUGAAAACAUUCCACUAUUCUGGCCCCCUUUGUAUGCAUGAAAGAAUUCAGUGAAGUAAAACCCUAUGAAAGUAAUAAAAAUUUAGAUGUUCCACUAAUUUUCAAACACAUGAAAAUAUUCAUAAUGAAAAUCAAUCUUUUGAGCAUAAACUGUAUUAAGAUAAGAGAAAGAUGCAACCUGAGACAUGAUGCGGAGGCUAGUGGUUCACUAUAAUAGUUCUCAGGUAUAAGCGUCUGCACUCCCAUGGGUAGAGUUAUGUUCUGUUUUAUCGUCUCUAUCUCUCCAUCUUGUGAUAAUAUAUAAGUAAAUAUGUCUAAAUAAU